This is a messenger RNA of Lampris incognitus (smalleye Pacific opah), 757 nucleotides long. RefSeq lists its product as uncharacterized. Gene Ontology annotation, biological process: protein ubiquitination. The record is from RefSeq and is a predicted model, not a curated record. Lineage: Eukaryota; Metazoa; Chordata; Actinopteri; Lampriformes; Lampridae. The transcript is spliced from 4 exons. Gene Ontology annotation, molecular function: zinc ion binding; ubiquitin-protein transferase activity. Bases 1 to 735 code for a protein of 244 amino acids.
AUGACAAAACAGCAGCCCCUGGAGCCGUGGGUGGGCACCCUUAAAGGGGAGGCAAAGUGUAGGCCUGAAGAGGAUCAGGGGGAGGAGCUAAACAUCUACAACCAGGGAACUGUGAACUGCCAAGGAGACACACUCCCUGCAGAGUACAGAACCAUCAGUGACAGUCUGAGCAGUGAAGAGCCAUUUUGUAGGAUCUGCCAUGAGGGAGGGGGUUCAGGGGAGCUGCUAUCCCCCUGUGAGUGCUCCGGCACCCUGGCCAUGGUGCACCGUGCCUGUCUUGAGCACUGGCUCACUGCCUCAAACAGCAGCAACUGUGAACUCUGCCAUCAUCAGUUUCCUCUGGAACGCCUGCCAAAACCAUUCACAGAGUGGCUGUGUUCUUCAUCCAUGCAGCACCAAAGGCGAACAUUGUGCGGUGACGCCGUCUGCUUCCUGUUUAUCACACCCCUGGCCAGUUUGUCCGGCUGGCUGUGUGUGCAGGGUGCCAUGGACCUGUACUACACCAACGGCAUGGAGGCCAUGGGACUCCUGGUCCUUACCCUGGCCCUCUUCACCAUAUACGCUUUCUGGACUGUGGUAUCUCUGCGUUACCACAUCCACUUGUUCCUGACAUGGAAGCAGACUGAUCAGAGAGUGAGACUCCAGAUGCCCCUGCCGGCCUGCACCACACACAGUCAUCAGGCCUUCUCACUGAACUUCCUAAGCAAGGGCACCAACAAAGAGACUAUGGUGUAACCCCAGCCCCCACCGACCGUAC